GGUCUAUUUCUUUUGAUCAACGAGGGGAAGCUGUUUUUUCUCAAAUAACGUGCUUAUAGUAAUAUUAUGCGCCUGUAUCCAAGUUGUAUAGGCUUGAAUUAGUAUAUAUAUUUUGUUUAUAGUUACUACAUAAGCUUUUAAAGCAAUUUUUUUUUCACACAGUUUUCUUGCGCGGAAGAGAGCUGUUGCUCGGCGGAGCGUUUCCCGCCAAUUUGCCGGACUAUAUUUUUUUUCACACGAGUGCGGGGUGCGUAUGCAUAUCAGUGGUUGACUGUGAGUGUGGUCGUGCGUGUGUGUGUGGUUAACAAACUUUGUGUUCGAACAAACCAUCUUUCAUCAUGGGGCUUUCAAGUGAAGGUGAUCAAGAGGUCAGGGCUUGUUUUCAAGAAGUUUGCUCCAGCCUAAACAUGGAUCGCCUCACAUCUGAUCAAGCUUUGAACACGUACGAGAACAUCAGCAUGAACUACACUCUUGAGGGUAACAUGCGACAUUGGAUAGCUUGUGCGCUCUAUGUGGAGUGCAGGAAUGGGAAUGUGCCCACAGUAGCCCACACAUCACGCAUCGAAGGCAACUGUGUUUCCCUCACCAGGCUGCUCACCGUAUGCAGAAUUAGCUUGCUUGAUUUUUUCACGAAGAUGAAAAAGUGGGCAGACAUGGCUAACUUGAAUGAGCGCAUGCGGCAACGCAUUGAAACUAUCGAAAAGAGCUUCUGUGUCACAGCAAAAAUUUAUGAGAAAUAUGUCCAGAUCUUCACCAGUGUAUUUAAGGAGCACCAAACCACGGCUCAGCGUCGUUCCAUCAAGGCUGUGAAGCGGAGGAGUCAUAGGCCUACUCAAUGCAGUUCUAAUGACAUGUUUAAUUUCAUCUGGACACUGUAUGUGUACAUCAAAGGUCGAUUCUCGGCCAUCUGCUGUGAUCUUGUCAACUGCUACCACCUCUUGUUGUGUUGUAUUGACUAUGGCUAUUGUGCAGCUUUGGCUGCAAAGCGUACAGACCUCUUCGACCCUAAGUUUUACGAAGCACAGCAAGAUAAGCUAAAGAGAGAUAGUGACAAUCAGGAUGUUGGAAUCAUACGAGAGCUCGUGAAAAGCCAUGAUGGCAACUUUGAAGAUGCUUCCGUCCUCAAGGCCCACCACUUCAGGCACCCCAUUCAGCAGCUUAUGGAAGAAAAGAUUUUGCACGGUGACUUGAAGACUCUGGCAUUGUGUCUUGAUCCAGUAGCCUUUGACGCUAGCAUCAAAAAGCUCAACAAGACCUAUGAAGAAGGUGUCCUGAAGGAAGGUGAACUAGACGAACGGAUAUUUCUUGAUGAAAAUUCACAGGACCGUAUUGGUACACCACGACAUACUUUGGACUCUGUGCAGCGAGAGCUGCGAAUGUGCAAAGCUGCCACUGUAGUCAAGCAUGUGGAGGUUCCCCAGCUCCUGACACCCUUGACGGGCCGCAGCAAUUUGCACAAUCGCGAGGCCAUCAAUCGGAGCCCAGUGUCAACUGCUACUCAGUGUGCAAGCAAGUUGCAGGCUCUCUUGGCUGGCUGCAAGAAUUCACCUAGCAAAGAGCUACAGGCUCUGUUCAGCACACUUGAUUCUUCUCUGGAAGCCACUGUGUUGGAGACUGUGAAAUCAAUGGGGGAUGCCUUCUGUACUGCAUACGCCCAGCCUGCAUCUGACCAGAGAGGUAGCAGUGCCCACAUCGACUUCGCUCGAAAACGGCUGCAGUUAGGAGAGACAUUGUUCUACAAGGCACUGGAGAAUAUUGUCAACAUUGAAAUGAAACAGAAAAGGCCCAAUACAGACCUUGCGGCACACCUAAGUCACAGCGUCUUCCAGCAGUCACUUUUUGCAUGCUGCUUGGAGAUUGUGAUGUUCUGCUACAACUCACAACGAGAUUUUCCAUGGAUUUUGGAAGUCUUCAAUUUGAUGCCUUACAACUUCUACAAGAUCAUUGAGCCUUUAAUCCGGGCCGAAGAGGGCUUGUGGCGAGAAGUGGUGAAGCACCUUAAUCAUAUCGAGGAGCAAAUCCUGGAGUGUCUAUCUUGGAAAGAUGAGUCACCUCUGUGGGAUGCUAUUGAGCAUUCUGAACAGCCCAUACCUAUGUGCAAAGAGGUAUUGCUUCAGCGGCAGAUCGAGACGUUCCAGGAGGCUGAUGUAAAUGAUAUUGGUGAACCACGUACUCCUGUUGCCCAUUUGCCACUGAAAGUUCUCAGAGCGGACCAGGAUAUCUCCCUAUCAAAUAGGAAGGACGUGCCUCUUUCACCUGUGUCGGUGGCGGAGCGGUUCCAGUCUCCCGGCAGUGCAGUGCGUCGCAGGCUAUUUGCACCCAACAGCACAGGAGGUGGUGCUAGCGCCCCCUUACAACAGAGUCCCCGGGUGGAGUCGGGUGCCACGGGCCAGACGCGCACCGUGUCCAUCACGGUGCAGCCGACCCAAGAGCAGCACAAUCUUGACCUAGCACAUGGCUUAGUGUUAGAUGGCAUCAGUUCAGAGGAGCCUCACAAAAUUUUAUAUUUGAAAGUUCUUCAGGUGGCUCACUGCACAACCCGCGAAACCACUUUGCACUCUCCGGGGAUACCAGGGGCAACCGUGCCUGUCCACCUUUGCCAUCCCACAAAAGUCCUUCUCAGAAUGGCAGGAGGGAGUGGCACGGAGUAUUUUCCUGUUCAAGCUGGCUCUACCACCAGGUAUGUUACUGUAGAUAGCAAGACUGCUGCAGCAUCAGAUGGCACCAGGCCAAACAUCGUAGUGGUGACAUCGGUACCUGAAAUCCCCAAAGAAAACAAGCCACUUCGUUCUGGUUCUCUGGCACUCUUUUUUCGAAAGGUUUACCACUUGGCAGGCGUGCGUUUUCAAGACCUCUGUGCAAGGCUGGGAAUCCUGCAGAAGGACAUACAGCUCAAAAUAUGGACAUGCUUCGAGCAUUCUAUUGUCUCCCACAUUGAUCUCAUGAGGGACCGACAUUUGGACCAGCUUAUUUUGUGUGCAGUCUAUGUCAUCACUAAGGUGACCCGGGUUGAGAAGAGCUUUCAAGAAAUUCUGCACUGUUAUCGGCAACAGCCUCAGAACAAAAGCCAUGUGUAUCGCAGUGUACUGUUGCGAAAAAAUGCAACGCAUAGUGACAACAGCAGUCGCACUGGUUCUAACUCCAGUUCACCUGUUCCAGUUGACAAAGAUGAUGGAGAUAACAAAAGGACGGAACAAUUGAGCUCCACACGGUCAUCCAGCACUCUUCCCAUGAUGCUUCCCAACAGUCAGCCUCCAACUCCAACUCGCUUGGCCGGCACUGCAACACAGUUUGAGUUUGAUGAACGGGGUGACAUCAUAAAGUUUUACAACGAAGUAUACAGGAAAAGAAUGACAACAUUUGCUAUCAAAUUCUCUCCAGAUUCAAGCAAGAAUGAAAAUGUUGGCUUGACGCCAUUGCCUCGAACGAAAUGUGUGGUCAACUCACCACGACGGCAGGUGUCGCACAACAGAAAAGUUUUUGUGUCACCACUCAAAGCUGGUUCCUAUCCUGUGUCACCCAAGCACCAUACUUAUCACUUUAGCCAAAGUCCAGCCAAGGAUCUGCGUGUCAUCAACCGUAUGGUUCAGAGCACUGAGAAUGUGAGCAAGCGUAUCUUGCAGGAGGAUGAUAUUUCGGAAGAUGAGUCUCCUGCGACAAAGCGAGGUUUCUUCAAGAAGAUUCAAACGGUCAUGAUGGAGCGCCAGGACAUCUGUGGUGAAGGCAGCAGCGCAGACAACUGAGGGGAGGUGUUAAUUGGAAGUUCAGCUGUCCACCAUUGCAUAUUUAAUACAUGUCAUUUUCAUUUUCUGCUGGUCUGACAUCCUUCAUCUGUGUUCUCGAUCACUGUUGCUGUAAUUUUCAUAUUUGGGGGCUGCACCAACUGCAUUUGCUGGGGCAAAUGAGAGGCUGGAAAGCAAAGCUGUCGGUCUUGUUGUGUGAGCAGAUUUUAUAUAUUUUUGCAUCUUAGUGGCCUUCCCAGGAGGAAGUGUAGUAUAUUUCGGUCUGUAUUUUUUUCCCAUAGCUCUUCAGAAACAAAAGCUCUGUUUGCUUGAAAUUCUCCAGCACUAAACACAUCACAGUUUGUGUAGUGCAUCUGCAUUUACCGCUUGUUACCACACAAAUGCCUCAUUGCCCUACUGGUGCAAGUUCUUACUGCUCAUGUUUCUUGUGGUUGAUAUUUCACAUUUGUCGUGUGAGCUUAUACUAUAGUUCAUUGUUGUCUUUUCUCUCCGAAUCUGUCAUGGCAUUCUAUGUUUGGGUCUCCAAGAGACUGAGUCAUUAACCAGUAUGAGAAAGUGACGGAAUAUUUUAUGCUCAUUUAAGUUUAAAAACUUCAUAGUGUUUUUAUUCUAAACUGGAAAACUGUUUUCAGGACAUAUGGCUUAUUUACUUUAAUUUACCAUUUAAUAAUAUCUUAAAGCCUUUGUUUGUUUUGUUUUUAUCCUUGCAAGCGUGCCACUAUGUUCGUCCUGUCGUGUCAACAACAAAUAUUUGUCUCAGUCUCAUGCACUGGAAUGUUUCUCCUGAAGCAUUUAUUCAUCUUUAAGUUGUGUGUUAGCAUGUAAGCUAUGAGUGCUCAGAUAACUAACAAAACAUUUUUAGACGGGAAAAUAUGCAUGGCUGGUCAUAUUAUAUUGCAUGUUUCACCCUUUCGGCCCUGGCGGUGUCAAUUGACACCACAUAACAUUUCCCCUAGUAUCUCAGAAACGUAAUCAAAUACUAUUCAUUUUUGGGGGCCUAGUUCCUCAAUGAUCCCCACUGCAAUUGACGCCAAUAUUGCAGCACUUUAUGAAGGUAGCAGCCACAAAGAAGAAGAUGCGGGACCGAGGUCUUCCGUGAAGCCGAGACGCGUAAGUUGCGGCGGGUAAGCGCCAUUUUCGGGACGACGUACCGAAGCUGUUUCAGUGAGUAUUAGGCUGAAAAGUAAGACGUUGGUUUCCGAUUUGUGUACAGCAUUGAUUGGCAAAAAAUAAGAAGCCAUUUUUUUCGUUUUCCAGUCACUGGGCCGUAAUCACCUAAUUUGAUGACACGUUAAUUAAUCCAAAGAUGCUUGUACCAGUGGCUCAAUUUUUCGUUUGUGGUCUUCGGAGGUCCUAACUACGAGAAAAACGCGCAUAAAAAGUGUAUCCGACCAAAAUAAAAAAUACAGGGCUGAAAGGGUUAACAUAAAUUCUGUUUUCCACUUGUUCUGAUUGAUUAUUACAUGCCACCACAUCUUUUAAGCACAUGUAGUUGUGUAAAAAAAAAAUAGCUUGCGUUGUGCCUUUUUGCUUAUGUGUAAAUACGUGUCCAAUAAACACUGCUGGUUCCUCUGUCCUUACUGUACAGUGCUGGAAUGCUCUUUUUUUUAUUAAAAAAAGAUAUUCUUCUUUAGAAGAUCUUGUGUAUGCUUUUUUUUGUUAUUGUUAUUAUUAUUCAAAACUAUUACAUUAUUAUACUUGGUGUCCCCACUACGCUUCAGUACUGUCGAAGCUACGGGGUAUAAGCAAGCCGCAUGCUUGCUAAGAAAAACAUAGUUCCAAAUAUAAUUGUCUUGCAGUAGGCAAGGUUGAGGCAUUUGGCCUUUUUUAGCAUCUGCUGCUUCACAUCAAUAACUAAUAUGUUCAUUCUUCAUGAUAUUUACAUUGUGUUUCUAUAAUGCUGUAUUAGUAACCGUCGAUAACUGUGGUUAAAAAUCAAGAUGGCAGUGCCCAUGCAGACUUGACCGCCCGCUUCAAUCUAAGCGUGGCUUUGACGAUCACCAGAGCGGCCACAAAAGCAAAUGAAUGGUGUAAUUAGCUAUUGCUUUGUGCCAUCUCACUACCAGGACAAAAUAUCAAGUAGGCUUUAUUGUUACUGGCGACAUAGGCUGUUUCUUUAGCCAUGCCUUCUAAGCCUAAUGCACUGAGAAUUUGAUAGCGGUUCAUGGAAAUAACUUGGUUUAGUCACGAAUGUAUUGCUGCCAAGGCGCCAAAACAUAAAUCUAAAUGCCAAAACAUAAUCUAAACAAGCGCCAGUCUGGAACUUGCAGGGCACACAGCGCACUACGACGAGGUGCUAGGAGUGCACCAGCGACAUUGUGUGCAGCCGUGUUCUGUUCUUUUGACGCUGUCGUUUGCUCGCAAAACUUGUGAACACAGACAACAGGGGAACGCUUAGCAGACGAGCUGCGGAUGAAUACUCGGGGGAGGGGCCUGUUGGCUAUGGGGCCCUGCAGGCUUUGCAGUGCUGAAGGGAACUUCAUAGGUAGAGUAUAGUUACUGAACUUUGCAUUUGAAAUUUUGCUGAGAAACUACUAGUCCACAGCUUGCACUUGUGGAGUUUUAGGUUCAUGUCAUGCAUAAUUGGUCAGGUUUUGGUCUAGAAAACUUCUUUAAUUGCGCUAUAGUCAUUUACGUUACCUAAGAAAAACUAAGCUCUGCCCACAGAACUGUGGCGUGCCUGCCGUUCACCUGUGAAAAGCAGUUGUGCUAGCCGAUUUCUACUUGAACCGUAAGUACUUUUUCGCGACUAAUGUUAAUACUGUACUACUUAUAUAAGAGUUGAGGGUUUGUUGUUACUACCAUCACAUUUGGCUGAGCAGUGAUGGUGAAAUCUCACAAAAUUUACUACCUAAAACCAGUAAUAACACAAAUGUGUGUCUGUAUGGAAGUCAACUAUCUGAAACACUUGAAAAAUGCUUGAUCUGGCAAAAAUGAGAAAGCACUGUUGGACAAAGCAUAUAUGCAGCUGACAUUUUUCAGUAUGUUGUAGUAUACUAUAGUAUAUAUAAACUUGUAUAUUGAAAAUUCCUAAAACCAUUGUUGCCACUGGGGUUCUAUGUCUGGUUUUUACCUGCUGUUGUCUUUAUUUAUCAUACCCCUGUGCAUACAGUGUUUUUUCUGUCUCACAAACAAUUGACCUUUUGCAGAAAUUUGCAAGGCAACUUUCCUGCAAGGUUGUUUUCCAACCAAAAGGGGAAAAAAAACUCGUGCCGAGACUGCUUUUCUUGCUCACUAUGCUUUUACCACUCCUAUUCCUGUGAACGCACGCGAGUGCGACAAAAUGACUUUUCCCCCCAACAAUGACUACGUGGUUGCCCCACCUCGAACGGAUCCUCAGAUCGCAUGGCAAGUGGAACACAAAGAAAAGAGUUGGGGAAUGCAGAAACACAUUGAGUAAGAAAAGCAGUCUGGGAACAACUCUUUUUGGUUGGAAAACAACAUUGCAGGAAAUCCAGCCUGGAGAUUUGCACAAAUGAUCAAUCAGGUUUCUAAUGCUUACUUUGUACUUGUGUAUACAUUUUUUUCCUUCGUGUUGCAUGCAAUGCUGUGACUGUUUGGGGCUGCUUGUGGAAUGGUAGAUGCACUCAAGCUUGAACUGUUAAUAGCAGGAGCCUAGCCAGGCGGUAACACACCAAGCAUGUGCCCCCCCUCCCCCUCUGCCUGAAAGUUUGUCCCCCAUGGCAUAGAGAGCGAAAAAUGUCAAUUUUGAAGGUUAACGGGGUGCCCUUCUCAAAAAAAAUUUCUGGCUACGUGCCAGGCUGAUAGACCUGUGUUGCGAUGGUAAAAAGAAGCCCCUAUUGACUUAAGAGCAAACAAAGCUGUUGUGACCUAAUACUGCUGUGCCAUCAGAAGUGCCUGGAAUGCUUUUGAGGUGAUCCCAAGAUUACCCUUUUGUAUAAGCCUAAAAAGUAUGCCUUGUCAGAUGCAGUUGUCACUAGGAACAGGGCAAUUUCUGCUACCUGUGGUCACAUUCCCACAACUCUUACACUCUUGGUUCUUUCAUCGUAAGUAGCCAGUGUUCAUCUGGAUUUCCCUGUAGGCUAGUUAUACCAGUUUGAAAGCAUAUAUAUGUUCAUAAGUAUAAAUAUAUAAUUAUAUGUAUACCCACACAAACACCUUUUUUUUCUCCUGGUUAUGGGCCACUAUUUGGCCAUGCCAGGCUUAGCCUUGUAUCCCAUUUAUUUAGUCCUGUUGUGUCAUUUGACUGCUGAACAUUUUUGUUUCAUUAUCAUUGUUUGCUUGGAAAGUCGUAUGCAAACGGUGAAAAUAAAGAGAAGUGUUGGAUUGUA
Molecule: messenger RNA, 8035 nt
Organism: Rhipicephalus microplus (southern cattle tick)
Lineage: Eukaryota; Metazoa; Arthropoda; Arachnida; Ixodida; Ixodidae
Product: retinoblastoma-like protein 2
Biological process (GO): negative regulation of G1/S transition of mitotic cell cycle; cell differentiation; regulation of transcription by RNA polymerase II
Cellular component (GO): nucleus; chromatin; transcription regulator complex
Molecular function (GO): RNA polymerase II transcription regulatory region sequence-specific DNA binding
Source: RefSeq, a predicted model, not a curated record